CUCUAAUUUGCGCAAAAAGUUAAGUUUCUAUAAAUUUAGCAAAACGAAUAUUUUUGGACGCAUUAAACUACAAGAGCUUGCAAUGAGUGCUGGCAAACAUUUAACUAAGGGUUCCGCGAAGCCUGCUUUGCCUGAUGAUGGCGUGCCCCGUUUAUACUCUAUGCGUUUUUGUCCGUUUGCACAUCGCGCUCAUCUGGUGCUAAACGCCAAGAAGGUGCCACACCAUAGCAUCUAUAUUAACCUUACCGAGAAGCCAGAGUGGCUUGUCGAUGUGAGCCCGCUUCUGAAAGUGCCGGCACUGCAACUGGUUGCUGAGAAAAGCAAACCUUCGUUGAUUGAGUCACUUAUUAUCUCUGAGUACUUGGACGAGCAGCAUCCGCAGCCAGCGCUGCUGCCUAAGGAACCGCUGCAGCGUGCUCUGGAUAAGAUACUUGUGGAACGUUUCAAUGCUGUUCCCGGUGCUUUUAUGAAGAUUUUGUCCAACGAUGUAGGUACUGAUGAGCUCUGGACAGCCGUGGACAUAUUCGAGGCUGAGCUAGCCCAUCGCACUACACCCUAUUUCAGCGGCAGUCAGCCAGGAUAUGUGGAUUACAUGCUCUGGCCCUGGUUUGAGCGUUUUCCAGUAUUGGAAUAUUAUCUCAAGGAGCGCUACAGCUUUGAUAAGCAGCGCUUUGCCAAGAUCAGUGCAUGGAUUGAGCUGAUGCUGAAGGAUCCUGUGGUACAGUCACAUUUCGUAACACCAGAGCAACACAUUGAGUACUGGCGCACCCGCAAAGCAGGCCAGACCAACUAUGACCUACUUGCCUAGAAUGCACAUUGCAUUUGUUUUGAAAUUUCUAAGUGUCCUUGUGUAAAACGCUGUAAAUAUUUAAUUAUGUAGUUUAACUGAAGAACCGAAUUUGUAUCUAAAAGGCUUACAUUUUUAUAAAAAAUU
Drosophila busckii is the source of this 934-nucleotide messenger RNA. It is a transcript of the gene GstO3, whose product is annotated as pyrimidodiazepine synthase. Gene Ontology annotation, molecular function: glutathione dehydrogenase (ascorbate) activity; glutathione transferase activity. The coding region runs from base 83 to 808 and encodes 241 amino acids. The record is from RefSeq and is a predicted model, not a curated record. The transcript is spliced from 2 exons. Gene Ontology annotation, cellular component: cytoplasm. Gene Ontology annotation, biological process: glutathione metabolic process. NCBI's taxonomy places the organism in Eukaryota, Metazoa, Arthropoda, Insecta, Diptera, Drosophilidae.